CUCCUUUGUGUCUCUUUGUCUCUCCAGAUUACUGAACCUCUCUCUGACCUCUGACCUCGUCCCGGAGCAGGAUGUGAUCGACGUCAUCAUCCACGUUGGUAGAAACCCGCAGGGUCGAAACCUCGCCUGGAAGUAUUUCAGAGAAAAGUGGGACAUCCUGAACGCACGUUACGGUGAAGCGUUGUUCAUGAACUCGAAGCUCAUCGGUGGAGUCACAGAGUUCCUGAACACCGAGAAAGAACUCAAUGAGAGGUGUUUUUUUUCUGGUGUUCUAAUAACUUUUCUGUCAUCUCCUUUUCCUUCCCUCCUCUUGAAGGAGUUCAUCCAGGCCAAUGACCUGGGGGCGGGGCCUGCGAUGCCUCGUUCUCUGGAGAUCGUGGAGGGCAACGUCCGCUGGCACCGCCUCCACAGACGGCAUUUCUUCCAGUGGCUUCGCAAAUCUCCCAACUCUAACCUCGGCUAA
Messenger RNA from Notothenia coriiceps (black rockcod), 463 nucleotides. Its product is annotated as thyrotropin-releasing hormone-degrading ectoenzyme-like. Lineage: Eukaryota; Metazoa; Chordata; Actinopteri; Perciformes; Nototheniidae. The transcript has 4 exons. The annotation marks the transcript as partial. The record is from RefSeq and is a predicted model, not a curated record.